CUUUAUUCUGGAUGCGCGUCGAUGUCGUAGUCCUCGUAUUAUGGACCUUGUUCUUUUGGAUGAUGGUAGGGCCAUCAAAAUGCAGUGUACCGGUUGGGCUGAAUAAGCGACGCGGCUCUCGACUGAGGAGUCUCGAAGUGUGUCUACAAGACCAUUCUGUAUGUUCCCGCAAAAAGAAUGUGAAGCCUGGGAGCCCUCCUGUUAGAGUGUUGCGAGGAACGACUUUGUCGUAGCAGUCG
Messenger RNA from Lobosporangium transversale, 239 nucleotides. RefSeq lists its product as hypothetical. Lineage: Eukaryota; Fungi; Mortierellomycota; Mortierellomycetes; Mortierellales; Mortierellaceae. The record is from RefSeq and is a predicted model, not a curated record. The transcript has a single exon. The coding region runs from base 12 to 233 and encodes 73 amino acids.